UGUCCAUCUCGCUCGCUCGUCGCCUGCCCAGUCCCGCCCAGUCCUGCAUCAUGAACCGAAGCGCCGGCCUGUCGGCCCUGAAGCGGCUUACCACAGAAUACCGAGAACUCACUCUGCGCGCCCCCGAAGGCAUCACCGCCGGCCCGAUUUCCGAGGAUAACUACUUUCUCUGGGAAGCCCUGAUCGCCGGCCCUGACGAUACGCCGUACGAGGGUGGAAUCUUCUCCGCGACGCUGACCUUCCCGAAGGACUAUCCACUGUCGCCGCCUGUCAUGAAGUUUACGUGCCCGAUGUAUCAUCCCAAUGUUUACAAGGACGGAACGGUGUGCAUAUCCAUUCUCCAUCCACCCGGAGACGACCCCAACAUGUACGAGGACUCUUCUGAACGCUGGAGUCCCGUCCAGAGCGUCGAAAAGAUCCUUCUGUCAGUGGUAUCGAUGCUGGCCGAGCCCAACGACGAGAGUGGAGCCAAUAUCGAGGCCUCCAAAAUGUGGCGUGACAAUCGUGACGAGUUCAACCGCAUCGUGCGUGAAAAUAUCGAAGCCAGCCUGGGGCUUUGAGCGCACCCGCGCACAUGGUCGAACGUCAGGCCCGCAAUGCACGAUCACCAUCGCUGCAUGGCAUCGCUGUGCAAUCCCCAAUGCACCACCAACGUGCCAGUCACCGACACCGGCAGUCGUGUUUCUCAAUGGCCCAUGCCGUCAGUGGUUGCCAUCGUGUCUAUGAUAUCGCCAGCGUCAUGGCCAGCACCGCCGUUCGACCUUUGAGCCGUGACGAUCGAUGACAUGGGUCGAUAAUGAAACUUUUCGAUGUCGCCGCACCUUUGCCAGCCAUAUGAUUGCGCGCGAGUCCUCUGUAUAUAAGUCGUGGCUUAGCAAGACAUGACAAGCAGGCAGAAUCGGCAGAAUCCAAGUAUACGGCGAUUCUGAGCGAGCGAGCGGCCUCCGUAACAGAUCAAUAAAUACGGUCCUUUCA
Polychytrium aggregatum is the source of this 975-nucleotide messenger RNA. Its product is annotated as ubiquitin-conjugating enzyme/RWD-like protein. The transcript is spliced from 5 exons. The coding region runs from base 51 to 560 and encodes 169 amino acids. Gene Ontology annotation, cellular component: cytosol; endoplasmic reticulum. The record is from RefSeq and is a predicted model, not a curated record. NCBI's taxonomy places the organism in Eukaryota, Fungi, Chytridiomycota, Chytridiomycetes, Polychytriales.